Molecule: messenger RNA, 6339 nt
Organism: Somion occarium
Lineage: Eukaryota; Fungi; Basidiomycota; Agaricomycetes; Polyporales; Cerrenaceae
Source: the annotation of a GenBank genome assembly
GUUCUUGAGCCGCGUUUCUUGGUAGCCACCUCUUCAUUCCGGCCUCUCUGGGCCUUUCACAUUAAAACACUUUUGAGCGAGCCAACGUCGGUUGGCACACGCCUCAUUGUUUGGGCACCAUCAUGUCCGGAGAGUCAUCGAAGAGGUCAACACUCAUUGACAUAACAUACCAAUACCUGCAUACCAUCCUAGCCAACCACCUAGAAGGUUCCUCACAAGCCGAAGUCUCCGAAUACCUUAAACACCGCGUCGAUCAACUCAAGAAUCUAUCCAAUCCAUUCGGCACACCCUCCGACGCGUCCAAAAAGAAAGUAGAGUCAGGAUCAGUUGCAUUACGAGAUGGCGUCAUCAUACGCGUGGAAGAUACGGACAAGCCAUACGUCUUUGCCAUCAGCAAGGAGUUCAAUAUCGACGAAGUCGAGGCUUUGAUCCUCUUGAGGUCGUUCAUGUACAAUGAAGGUCUCCCUGCUGAAGCUACUUCCGACGAGUCUUCAUCGUAUGUGGAUGAAGUUAUCACUCACAUCACGCCCUUCUAUUACUCGGAACGUCUCUACGCUCUACGUGUGCUCAUCCCGUUGUUGAGCUCUUCGGACGAGGUAAUCAAGGAAGUCUCUGCAGAGUUCCUUCCGAAGAUUGCUCCUAACGGUAAAGAAUGGGCUUUGACGCUUCUUUCCGAAUAUCUCAAGAGGACUCAGGCGGACCUUCCGGGGAACCUCGAUAAUCAGCCACGAAAAGCCGCACAAUGGGUGAAGGAGAAUGCCAAAUCCCAGUUGGUCCUUCUUGAGGUGUUGUUCUGGACAAUGUGGGAAUACGUUCCCGCCAGCGGUCCAAUCGUAUACCGUAUUCUCGAAGUGGCUUACCAGACAAAUAUGGGUUCCGUUCAACAGAACGGUAACUUCCUCCUAGACGACGAGGGUAUUCAGCUCCAGCAAGAUAACGCCGCUAUGUGGAUGCUCGUGCUAAUCGAAGUACUUGAAUUGGAACGAGCAGCUGAUGGUAUCUCGCUCUCCGCUGAUCAAGAAGAAUCAGAGGUCUACUGGACAUCGCCAGAAGACCUCGAACGGUUACAUCAACUGGUUAUCUCUCAUGACAGCAGUCAGUUUGCGUGCCUCUACCUUGGAUGGGCGUUCAUUCUAUCCAAAGUUGUUCAGGCAACGUCAGAGGCAAAGGAGCUUCCGCAAGCAUACAACAAAUUCAUCUCCUCUAUUGUCCCCCAGAUGGAUAGAUCGUAUGCAAAAGACAGAGAGCCUGUCCACGUCCUCAUGACGAAGACCUGUCUUGACCCUGAUGCUGGGUUGUUCCCAUUGCUCCUUACCCUCCUGACCAAUACACCGUUAUUCGUGGCGUCGCUUGCAUGGAAAACUGGUUCCGCCAUUACGGAUCCUAACGCGGUCGCAUUUCGUUCCGUGCUGAAAGGGUUGAUUAUUGCGCUGGUAGAACUCGUGCCGGUAGAACUCAUUCCCCAGUUCGACAUGUUUGUCGAAGUCUGGGUGGCGCUUUUUGGCGGCAGCGAGAGCGUAUCAGUAUCAGGCAUCUGCAACCAAUUCUGGCAAUCAGACUGGAAUGCCGGAUCGUCUCGCAGAGCUGUCUUGGACGUCGCUCGUUCACGAUUUCCUGUUCAGCCCAGACCGUUGCUCCGACUUCUGCGUGCAUUGUCAGGCGCUGGUACUCUCAACUCCGAUCCUUCAAAUGGGGAAAAUGGUACUGUUCUACCACUCACGGGUGAACGAGCAACAUGCUCCGCUAAUGUCUUCUUAUACUUCAACCAACUUCCGACAUAUACCCAAGUCGUCCCAGCGAGCGCCUGUACAGGUGGACAUGCAUUAUACGAGAAGUUGCCAGAGCGUUACAUCGCAUCCGGAGUGUCUACUGGUUUGACUUAUUCGAACCUGCGACCUCUUAAACUGCCAGGUGGUUCUACUCUUCCCGCAAAGUCCGUCGGACGUCUUUUGAAUGGAGAUGGGGGUGAUCUGGUCGUCAUAUGUUGGCAGCACGAGCAUUCGGGGUGGAAAUUGCUAUUAGAGAUCUUGACAGACUACGUGAACCGGAGGAGGCUAUAUUCUGGGAGCGGUUCGCACCAUGACGUUUCAUUUGCUCGACGCGGAGACCACAAGGUGACGGCUGUCAAACUGGAAGACAUUGGCGUAGAGAUGGACCCUGCUGGCGAUGAAAAUAUUGUCGUCGACGCACUCGAUCUAAUUAGGAGCGUCGCGCAGGACAACCCCCUCCUUGCUCAAGACCUACUCGAUACUCUCGAAGCAGGAGAUGUUGUCGUGGCCCAUACUACCACCGAGACAUCACCUCCAGAUUUGGUCCAACUUUCCACGAUGAUCCUCGAAGAAGCCCUUUCGCGAUCAUCACCUCAGCAUCGAACCGCUCCUCGUACUGGUCUUAUCACGUCUGCUCUGGGUGUGCUUUCAGCUCUUCUAACGCUCCCGAAAUAUUCCAACCGCGUGUGGCUGUAUAUUCGCUCAACAGCAUCUCUCUUUGGGUCUGAGCACAACGCCGGCAUCACUUCAACGGUUUUGGCAGCGGAGCGCCUGACCGGCCAAUAUACCAUGACCUUGGCUCUGCUGAGCUUUGUCCAGCAACUAUUCAGCGAAGCUUCAUACACAGUGGCGUCGGUGCUACAGGACAACCCUAAGAUGCAGCAGGUGAAAGAGGAAGUCCUCAUGCGAGCAACCCGGUUCAUCCACUCGGAGAUCUGGAUAGAACACGUCGGAUGGAAGUAUUCUCAAUUGUCUGACCGAUUCAAGAUAGGUCGACGGGUUUCGACGUUGUACAAUUCAAUCCUCAAGCAUUCUCCUCCUGUCCUUCGCGAUGCUCCAUUCACUAAACUGUCUCAAGCAGUGUCUGACUCGCUGCUUGCCAAAGCCACCAUGUCGACGGUCCAUCCAAUUGUCUCCGCCAUCUCAUCAGGUGGUUCUGUCCUCUCGCACCUGUAUGCUUCGCGUCGAUAUGGCGAUGCAAGACGUCUGGUGUACAUGAUGGAUAGUCACUUGCGACUCACACGCACGAUCCUGACAUACAAACCAAAGUCUCCUUAUGCAUCGCAAAUAUGCCUUUUGGAAGAGGUUCUGUGCACCCGCGGGAGUGCUGGUUCGUCUAAUCCCAGCGGAUCACGUACGGAUCCAAUUGAUGCACUGGCGGCGUACGUGAAGCACAGAGCGAUGGGCUCAACCGUUCCUAUCCUAGCAGCGCAAGUGCUUUUUGCACUCUGCUCGUCUCUUUCCGCUUGUGAUGGGAUGCCUCCUACUAUUAUCGGACACCUGUCAGACCCAGAAGGUACCGUGGCGGCGCUGGUGCGCAUUGUUAUGCACCCGUAUGAUGAUGUUGCCUUGCGUCGUGCAGUGUGGAAUUUCAUCACGCUGGCUGUGGAUAAGGAACCUGCUCUUGCCAACCUUUUUGUUACCGGGCAUAUCCAUGCAACCAGCACGAAAGGGAAGGAGAAAACGGACGACAAGGGUGCUAAACCGAAGCUGAGUGCGCUAUCCGUCGCAGUGGACAUGUUGGAACAAUGGAAAGAGCUUUGGGAACUCAAUCCCCUCUCACUGGCAUCUCUACUCCGUUUCUUGCAUGUCGUUUGGGAGCAUGGUCAUGAGCAUAAGACAGCACUGCAAACCAUUCGACAAGACGCUUCGUUCUGGGACUCGCUCGCAUCCAUCGUGCGCGAAGAAUUGGGCCCAUUGCCUGAUUACGUAGUAGAGACGUUUAGCUUUGUGGAAGGCGUGCAACGUUCCGACCUUCAUGAGGCGGUUUCCGUGCAUUCUCUUCGAACCGCUAUCAAAUCGCAUGCCCUCAGUAUCAUUGGCCUGGAUAUCCGAAUGGCCUUACAAGCACAUGGCGACAAGGGCACGGCGACAAAACCUGCCAGCUAUAUCGCUUUACAGAACGUGCUGCAGUCUGAGGAAGAGCUGACAGACCUGAUCGGAGAAGCAGCAUCAAGGACGUACGACCCAUCACUCCAUGAUGAGCUGCUGACACUACUGCAGGAGCAUUUCCAUUCGCUCUCAAUGGACCAACUGCAAGUUCCAGCUCCUCUCGUGGAGCGUGAGUUUGGUGAUGGAUUUGCAUUCUCUUUGGAGUUGAUCCAGGAGCGUUUGCAACCAUUUGAAAGUGUCCUUGCGGAACAGGUUGACGAGGCCGUCCGCAAAUUAUGCUCGAUCAACCUCAAUAUUUCACUGGCUCAUGCCCAAACCACCCUCACCCAGUCUUGGCAAUAUUUCUUGCUACAGGUUGUUCCCUUCUUACGCGGAGUGUCUUCGGUCAGACCUACGCUGCUCGCGAUUGCUGAGUCCGUGUCAGCGGAUUUAGCCGGGGAGAGUAGGUCGGGGGAGAUGAUGGCAGCUAUUCAUCAUGCUCGGCUCUCACUGCUUCUCGCGUUACUGGAGGUUGCGUGGUUCUCAUCAACAGAGAAGAAAGAAGAGAUCACUCAUUUCAUUGCCCUGGUCAAGAAUGUACGCGGAAUCAUUCUCAACAAUGCUCAAUCACCUGCGAAAUCUUUCCUUGGUCAAGUUUCUAUACCAUUCCAUCGAGUGAUCCUCCAAAUCGCCUACUUCUGCAUGCGUCACAGCCGGACUCUCUGGCUUCGACCCAAGAUACUCAACGCUGAGCAACGGCUGAUAGUUACCUCGACAAUGGAAUAUACUCUCAUUCUUGUCAUCGAUGCCCUGCGUAUCUCUUUCGAGGCCGCGCGGACUAAAUUGGACUUGGACGUCGAUCAAGACUUGGAGCUGCUGGUUGCCGUAUUUGAGCAGUCCACCAGACUGGAUUUCAACUCCUCACCGAGCUUCUGGCUGACAAGGUGUCAAGAAACCGAUUUAAUCAGGGCUGGGCUGGAGGUAUUCAGCCGAAUGGAUUUGGUAGGGUUCUCCGACCUCGGUCUGUUGAGGGCUCGCAAACAACCUCUUUACGCUCCUCAUGUUCUCAGCUUCCACGUGGCUCUGGCGAGCAUUCCGUCGGCAGCUGAGAGGCUUGCGAGUGAGGGAAUCCUCACUGCAUACAGCGAGAAUCCUAUCAGUGCCGCUAUCAAGGCAGGUUCCAUCGACGUCCUUUUGCCUGAACUUCCCAAUGAGCAUAGUCCAGCGCAUGCUGCUUAUUGUACUAUGUUAUCUGUGGUCGCCGGCGUCGCCGCCGCCUUAGGUCGACAUGGGCAAUACUUCGACGCCGAAGUCAGCGGCCUCGUACAGCUUUGGUCAGAGCAGAUACACCACACCCUGUCGUGGACGAACGGCGAUCCUCUCACUCUCCCUCUGCUGGAGGAGAUUGAGCAAGUCGUGAACCUGUUCUCGGCUAUCGCUCAGAACUCUCCACUACCCAACCGAUCAGAAGCGGUACAACGUGCCUUGGCUUUCUUCACAAAUGAUGCUCUGCUCUUGCUUCAGCAGGUCAAUUACGCCUUGACUCAUCCCAAUCAUCUCGCUAGUCUGUUCGAGCCAAUUACCGCAAAGGAGAGGGCUGACUUUGAAGCUGACAGUCGGGGCAAGACUUCGAUAAGCUCGCCUACUGAUGUCGUUGAUCCCAUGAAGAGGCCGUUUUUGGCAAAGCUUGUCCACCGGUUCUUCAAGCUGUCUGGUUCGAUUCUCAAUGCUCUGAUUGCGAUCAGUGGAGCUGAGAUCGUACUGACUGGCGAGCCACAAGAUUGGCCAGUGCAUCAAACUCUUGUUGUUCCCGUAAGUUUUCUAGACAUUUAUCCACACAUACUCAUAAUCAUUGACAUUUACAUAUCAGCAUUCCAAAGUCGUGCUGGGCGAACCUGCAUCGAUAGGAACACUCCUUGAACUGGGUAACUGUUCACUGGAUGUCCUCCGUGCUCUAGUCAACCGUCCGGCUAUGCAAGCCAUUACACCUGCUAGCUCAAUCAACUCGAAACCUUUGGAUGUACGAGACAGCGUGAUAGUUGCUAGACGAACGUUAGAAGCUGUCCUCUUCUACUCCGUCACGCAACUAGCAUUAUGGCUCUCAAGACCAGAUAUAGACACAACUCCGAACGAAAUGGACGGUGACGAUGGCAUGGGUAUAAGUAUGUUCGGGCGAGAAAGCCGAACGGGUCAAGACAAGGACAGGAGGACAAAAACCCAAUCGUCGACUUUGGCACAGAGGUUGAGGAGGGGUAUGACGGGUGAGAUGGCAUCAGAUGUGCAAGCUUUGCUUGCGAAGGCCAAACCGAUUGUGGCGAAGACUGAGGGGAUUCUGGGGAAGAAGAGCGUGGAUCUGACGGCGGUGCUUUCGAGAUUCGUGCAGGAGAGGAUCUUGACGUAGUUCAUAGUUGCUUUAUGGUAUAUAUUGCCUGUUUCGGACUCGUUUCUCUUGUUGCAUUAAAUCAUCGAGUGUUUUCGG